Molecule: messenger RNA, 7883 nt
Organism: Scylla paramamosain (green mud crab)
Lineage: Eukaryota; Metazoa; Arthropoda; Malacostraca; Decapoda; Portunidae
Product: HMG box-containing protein 1-like
Exons: 7
Coding region: 634-2421 (595 amino acids)
Biological process (GO): regulation of transcription by RNA polymerase II
Cellular component (GO): nucleus
Molecular function (GO): RNA binding; protein binding; RNA polymerase II cis-regulatory region sequence-specific DNA binding
Source: RefSeq, a predicted model, not a curated record
UACACUUGGCAACAGCGGGCCGCUCUGAGGUCAUGGUCACGGCGCGUCGAGUAAAAAGUUGCGGCGAGCGGCAGACUCUCUUAAAACUUACUCGCUCCUCGUGGUGGCCGGACGCCCGCCUCGCCUGCCCGCGCCUCCCAACACCUCCCCGAGAGCUGUGUGACAAACCGGGCCAUGUGUAGUGGACCCGCGGAGGAGGAUCAGUGUGCCGCAGGAUCCCCUUUGGCGCGGGAAUAAUACUGGAAGCCCCUCGGGGUGGCUCAGCAGGCCCGUUGUUUUGGUUCUGGGGCGAGAGUGAGUGAGUGACUGAGAGGCGGCGGACGUCUCUCCCUCUCUCGGUCUCUCCCCUUUUUUUUUCCUUCCUCACCGCCUCUUCCCUCGCCUUUUGCCAUGCCGCCCACACCCCGCUAAACCCACAUGGGUAUUCAGUCAAAGCCUUAAAAUGAGCUCAGUGAAAGCCGGGAACUGCUGACAAGACUGAGGAAAUUAAUCGUAAGGAAACAGAGACAUGGUGGUGGAUCUUGGCUCAUGAUUUGGUGGGGCAAGAUGUGGACAGCUUAAUACUUCAUCCAGUUUGUCUCCUUGCCUCUCCUCUCCUCCUCCUGGUGCCUUAGACACUGCAGCACCACCACCAUGAACCACGACAUGAAGGAGGAGCGCAUGUCGCCAACUCCCUUGGGGGGCAUGUGUCUCGAUGCCUCACACCUCCCGUCCUCUGAGGAGCCGAGAGACCUCAGCAUCAAACGCAAGCUGCGUCCUGUCCCUCCCCCUCUGGACCUGAGCAAGAGGAACCUGGAGCCUGAGGCCAUGAUACCAGAGUUUGCACCCAUCAACACUACCAGCCCUCGGUCCCCUCUCACCCAGAAGAGUUUGCCCCUCAGGAAAAGAGCACACAGCUGGUCCUUCCAGCUGGAGGUGCAUGGGCUCCAGCUGCCAGCCAACACCUCUCAGGGAGUGAUCCGGUGCACCGCAGAGAUCCGGGACCAGACAACAGGAGCUCCAUCCUCCUCUUCAUCCUCCUCUUCAUCUUCACUAAGGAUCCCAGGCCUGCCCACCCCCCACACCCCUCACACCCCACACCCCCACUCAGCUAUCCCCGUCAUCACCAGUCGAUUCUCCUUCAGUGAAGGAAACUCUGGUGAUGGAAACCCUGGGGCAACAUCCAUGGCCCAAGGAGACCUCUCUGGUUCUCAGGGUCCCUUAAACCUCUCUACUGCAGCUGUGAGUGGGCUGCCCUCAUCACUACUCUCCCCUGCCCCCUCCCAUCCCUCGACCUCCUCCCUCAACUCAUCACGGGAGGAGCUGGAAAAUGAGGUGACAAUGGCUGAGUGCCAUGCCUACUCCCAUGCUCCUUCCCCCCACAUGCCUUCCCCACACAUGCCCUCUCCACACCACAUGUCUCCACAUCCCCACCCCACCAUGGGACCUCAGGGACUAGGUGGGCAUGGGUUGGCUGACAGGCUAGGGCCAGGAUCUUCUCCAUGCCCUACCUCCAUGUCCCCUCAGCCUAACUCAGGGCACCAGUGGCCCACCAAUGUGUGGUCGGUGUUCAUGUCUGGGGUGCGGGUCCACUUUGUGCUGGGUGGAGGGGGCCAGGUGACCGGGGCCAAGAUGAGUGAAGAGCUUGGCCAGCUGGAGCGCACCCACCAGCAGCGCUAUGCUCCACAUGGCCUCCACCUGAUGCGUAUCCUCCAUGAAGGGCCAACCCCCCACAUGGCUGCCCCAUCCUACUGCCAGCUAUACUUUCGUCCUGUGGUGGUGCAGCAGGAGGACAUCAUGGUGGUGACUCCCCCAGACCACCCAUUUUAUGUCCAUGGAAAAGGUUGGUGCAGUGUGUUCCCUGAGAGGACUACAGAGCGCUACAGUCUCCCCUGCCAGCAGCUCCAGGAGGGGGAUGUGUGUUUACCCCCCUACCACCCUGAGACUACCCAGACCCCCAUCCCUGUUGUCACCCCAGACCUCACCGAUGCCAUGAAGAGGUUUGACUUUAAUGAUGACCCACUUGAAGGGGGCGCUGGAGCAUACUCUGCACCACCCAGUGCAACCUUCCCUCCCCACACACACCGCACAGUCUUCCUUUCCCCGCCAGCCUCCCCCUCCAAAAAGAACAGGGAGGGGGCUCGGGUUGGGGGACCUCCCACUGGUGGACCACCUCCUGGGUCCAUGGAGGGGGCGGGGGUGAGGGCUCGGCGACCCAUGAAUGGUUUUAUGCUGUUUGCCAAGCACCAUCGCUUGAAGCUCAUCCAGCAAUACCCCGGCAAAGACAACAGGGCUAUUUCAGUGCUCCUGGGUGUGAUGUGGAAGUCUCUGGCAGAGGAAGACCGAGAGACCUUUAAUGCUGAGGCUCGGGCUCAGGCAGAGGAGAGGAAAAAGAUUGAUCCCGACUGUUGGAAGAGGAAACGCUCCCACUCCACCAGCUAAGGAACCACAUUUCUAGGGACUACUAUAUAUUUUUUUUUAUGUAUGAAUGAUUCUUUGAUACAGUUUCCCUCUGAGCAAAGAAAUCACCAGUGCUGCAAGUUAUUGUUAUUUAUCGUUUGCUCGUCCAAAGGUGAAUAAGUGCCAGUCAAAAUUGAUUAUUGCACAUUGUGUUACUGAGCGUGUCCUCCUUACAAAGCCUACAGUUUUGCGUUACACAUUCUUUAUUGUUACACUUUUAUUGAUUUUGUCUUGUGCACCUGUGUCCCAUCUGGACAAGGGAGUUGCCAGUUUUAAGUUCUGUGAUUUUCUCCUUAAUUUUAUCAAUCAGAUUUUUUAUUCAUGUGUUACGCAGAUUUUGCAGAACUACCCUCAAAUAACUCUGCUCACCUGUCUCCUUAAAGUCCCACCCUCAACCUCAACCUGCAAUGACUAUUUUCCCUAUGGGUAUAUUAGGAAAGCCUCAAGCAUGCUGACACUCAUUCCUCCGGUGAAAGAAAUAUCAUGACUUCCCUCCAAGCCUUUCUAGCGUGUCAGGCCGGGAAGCACCACCCAUGAUUCACGGACUUAUUGUGAGUCUGCUGAGGUCUCAUUAGCCUCCUCUUUCUACUCUUCCACUUAUCUUGCGUUUUAAUGUAUAUUUUUUUCUCAUUUUUAUAACACACUCCUGUUUAUGAUAGGUUGUGUUAUAGUUGCUGUGUCUUGCUGUUUCCAUUCUUUUGAUUUUCUCUCUCUCUCUCUCUCUCUCUCUCUCUCUCUCUCUCUCUCUCUCUCUCUCUCUCUCUCUCUCUCUCUCUCUCUCUCUCUCUCUCAUAGUGCUGUGCUACAGUCAGAAAGCAGCUUGCACUGUCAUUAUUUUGUUUUUUGGUUUGUUUUCCCUGUUGUAUUCUUACUACCAGUGAUACUGCAACUGAAAUAUCAAGGAACAAGUAUUAUCAUCAUAUUUAUAUCUUAGUUAAUAAGUUUUAAUACGUUCUUUUCUUUUCAAAUUUACCUUGUAAGCGUGUGUUCUGCUUCAGCUUUUUUAUUGUUAAUUUAUUUAGCCAACACUAAUUUUAUUAUUUAUCAUUAUUGUAGUUUUUAUUAUUGUCAUUAUUAUUCUCAUUAUUAUUAUGAUUAUCAUUGUUAUUGUUAUCACUACAACUCUCGUUAUGACUAUCGUUGAUAUCAUGAUUGAUCUCUGUAUUACAAUGUCCAGGGGUGAAAUGCAGUCUUUACUAACUUAUUCUACUUAUGAUUCUGCUGUGCUCUUUCCAAUGCCAUUUGUUGAUUUGAUUUCAAAUGCAGUAUUUUUAUAUAACUUAGUUGGGAGAGUACUCUGAGGACUUAGCUGGGUGUGACAUUUUUACCCUCUCUGCUGCUCAGCUAACACCAUUAUUUCCUCCUACGUUACCCCUUGUUCCCAUCCCCCAAGGUGCCGUCCACAGUAUUACUUUCUCGGUAUUGAGGGAAUCAAGAUUGUGUUCACCUGGAGCUCAGCAAACAUACAUUUGGGCAUCAUUCUAGGUCAGCGCAGGCCUGGUUAAUGCAGAAAAGAAACUAAGAAAACUAGAAAUCAGAAAAUGUACUUGUUCUUUGUAUACGCUCGAUACCUGCGUGUGCAUGUCUGUAUGUGUGUGUUGUGUGUGUACGUGUGCCUCUUGAACCAAUGCUCGGCUUGAAUUUGUGUUUCAUAAUUCCAUUCCUCUCCUCUUUGUAUAAUUUUUUCCUUUAUUUUUCAUCUCAAAUCAAUUGCGGACGUCCCUCAGGCAUAUCAAGAAUUACUAAAUACAUUAGAACACAUGCCUUACUUGAAUGUGAUAUUAGGAGAGUUGAGAUCUAUCAAGCACCCUGGCCAGUGACCUUCCUUGCUGGGCCUGUGAUGAUUAAGGUAUAUUUAUUAGCUGCCAGUGUGGCCUGAAGUUUCUCAUACUUAUUGGCUAUUUUCUGCAAUAUCAAUCCAAAUAGUUGGUAAUCGUAACCUAAGGUUAUUGUCAUAAGGUAACUUUUGUCUUGCUCCAGAGUUCUUUAAGGAUCACCUGGUUGACUACAUCUCUAAUUAGAACAAUUAAAGCCAUAUAAUAGAAGUAAUUUGAUAGUUUGUUAGUUAAUUUUAUAUUCUUGAGAAAUUUCUUUGUCUGGCAAAGACUACAUUUGUAAGAGGAAGCAUUGUCACCUAAUAUAGUGGACUUGAUUACUGUGAAGUGAUUCUUGGCCUCUUCAGUGUCUCCUCCUCUCCACACACACCCACAGUAGUCACAGCACAAGUCUCAUUUAAGCAAAAGCACAAAUAUUUUUCUCUUGGCAGUAUUGAAAAUCAUCUGUCAAUUAGCAGAAGAUGUUUCCUUGUUCUGUAACUGCCUGACUGCCCUUCACUCCUUACCAGCCAUAGUAAUUGACUUGCAUUCAUGUCCCUAAUUUCCAUAAGCAGAAAUUACUGAAGACAUAAAUGUACGAGCAGGUCACACAAACUGUAAUGUCCUCAUAAGUACUUUGUGAAAGGCAUUGGUUUUUGUGAUUCCUCUUACAAGUGUAGUAUCCUGAUUCAGACUCAGGGCUGUGGGGUCACUCUCCCACCCUGUCCUCUUGCGUCCCAAGUCUUUCAAGAGCACAAAUGAUGUGUAUAGAACAAAGUAUAAGUUUUGUUCAAAUUCUAAAUAUAACUAUUUUUCUACUCUUACCGCAAAUCUUCCCUGUUUUCCAAAACUAUGUUGGCCGUAAAUCUCUGUUAUGAAAGAGGUCUCUUCCUGAAGGCACGUGCUAUGUUACAUAUUGUAAUGUGAAUAGAAGUACAUAUGUUUUUUAUUGGAAGAAAAUUUAAAAAGUAUAGGCUAAGAUAUUUUAAAUUUGCUCAGAAAAUAGUAGUGUUCUAGACAAUACUAUUAAGCUUGACCUGACAAGCUGUAGCACAUGACUAUAUUAUCCUGCCAAGACUACGGUGAUCUCCGCCACACAGCUUGUGUCUUUCAACCCUGUCAGGAGGUUUUACCAAAUCAUCUCUCUUAUGGAUUAAAAGUUAACCUCAAGAGGCAUUUCCCCAGUUGUGUGUUUUGUUGAGAAGUAUACAAGUCAAAGUCUUGCUUCAUCACAAGAAUUGGUGAUGGUGUUCCUGCCAGCCAGCAUACUGAUAGAUGUAAGGCAUCAGUGUCUCCUCCUGUACACAGUGUACCACCACUAGUGGCCGGUGCCUCACCACAGUCUCUGCCCCUUCCUGCCCUGGCCACCCGUCAGGUUCUGGUCUGGUGCAGUAGAAGGCAUCUGUAGUUUAGUUCUUGUGAUCUCAUUAUAAAAGAUGUUUUGGUCCAGCCACAGCAGUGGUGUGGGUUAACUAUUUGUACUGUAUAUUAUUAUGGCAAACUGAAGUAGAGGCCCGUGUUUCUGUUAUGUGAAAUAAAAAUUACAAUUCAAUUUCAUAUAUAUAUAUAUAUAUAUAUAUAUAUAUAUAUAUAUAUAUAUAUAUAUAUAUAUAUAUAUAUAUAUUGUGUGUGUGUGUAAGAAAAUUCUUGAAGCAAUUACUGGUGUUUCAGCCUGUGUAUUGCCUCUCCCUCAUUUGUCAUUGCUAUAUUGUAUGCUUUAAAUGUUUAGUAUAAUGUAUGGAAAUUUUGUUAAUCUAUAACACAUUUUAUAAUGUGGUUAAAUUGAUUUCCAAUGUUGACAAUCACACAAUAUAGAGAUGACUUUAUUUUUAUCAUUGUGAUUAUCGUGUGAAUGUGGCCUGGGAUACAGGGAGAAAUGUGGUUUGUAAUUCAGACCCAAGCCUCCAUGGGUCUGCCCCACCCCUUACUGUCCCCAGACCAGGGGCUGCACAGUCCCAGUGUUCACAUAGUGACGGCAAAGAGCCAGGGCAGGGGCAGCCCACCCACCUGCCUGGCACCAGAGCUCCACACCUGCCUCCUGUUCAUAUAAAUGGACACUUGUUGCUGCUCAAUUUGGCCACAACUUUAGCUCCAGCUUCAGCCCAGCUCUAGUGUUGUGAUGUUGACGGGUAGUGUAUGGCAGGACAGGUUCUGCCCGGGGCCGCAUGCCGUCAAAAUAAGGGUCCGUCUGAUCUCACUACUCUAGGGUAAGAAUAAAGAUCUAAGUGAUAGCCAUUAUAUGCUGUUUUCAGUGUUACUUCUUAGUAUUACUGUUAGCACUCAGAAGUGCUUGUAUUAUGUAUGUGUUCUUUAUAAGCCUCAAGCCUCCUGUUGCAGCUGAUGAGCCAUUUUUAAUACUUUUCCACCAGAUGUAGUUAUGUAGAUUCUUUUUUUAGCUUUAACAAUAAUUUUUCAAGUGCAAGUAUAUGUAAGAAUUAUGUCGCUUUUUCCUGAGGCCUGUGACUUUUUAAAGAACAUCUACUCAGGCAAGCAUUGCUUGUGGUCUUUACCAAAUAUGCUGAAGAUAGAGUUGCUAGGAAUAGUGACUAACUGUAAAAAAAGAAACAUCUGCAUAUUGCAACUAACAACAAGUCUUUGUUUCACAGUUUGUGAAAAGGUUAAGAAUUUAUUACUUAAAACACUCAAAAUGUCUAGCAGUGUCUAUCAAGGUAUAUUGUGGAAUUGUUCACAGCAAUACCUGGCCACAUGAACUGUUUAUGUUGUCCCCUGCCGCCCAUAGCUAGGUGUUGGUGGUGGUGACUGUCUCCUGGAGGGGUGGGGUGUGGAGAGGGUGCAACACAAAGAACUGCAGCACACCCACAGUCUGAACCGUUUCUCCAGCCAUCUAAAAGUGCAAUGUUUAGUUUGUUUGUAUGUAUAUAAAAAAAAGAUUUAUGUAGAUUUGGCCCCCUACUUUAGCCAUCAAGCAAGGUAUACUGAGAAGUGCAUAAAUUUUUAAGAUAGGUUAGUACAUCCAGGGUGUUUUGUUUCAAGUGUAACAAAUUCUGUGAUUGGAAAGUGACCUGAGGUAAAUUUUAUGAAAGUUGCUGAGCAUUUUAGAAGUGCAGUAGCAAACACACUAUAUAUCAUUGGGCAAGCUUUUUGAAGAAGCCACUAUUUCACUGUCUUCCGAGGCUGGUUAGCACAGCCCACCUUUGUUGAAUGUUGCGGUUCCUAAGCACCACUGAGGUCCACAUGCAUACAGCUGCAUCCGUCAGGCUGAAGUGACUGAGGAGUGAAGGAGGGCGAUGUCACGCACAGCCAACACCGACAAUAUUAACGGUGCAUUCCCGUGUCUUGUCUGUACCGUGUUGGUCAUCAAGCUAAUAUCGGUCUUACUGUGUCGUCAGUUUGAUGCGAGGCCUCACUUGCUCUCCACUUACUGAGACCCAAGCCUUGAGGUGCCUGCCUGAAGGCUCAGCACAUGAUCUUUGUUAGAGUGUCAGUACAGUAUCUCUCAAAGUAGGCUAACAGCACCAGGAGUAUUAUUGUAAAUUUUUUGUUGUGUAUAGGUGUUGCAUGCAUGACAUUGUUUUGAAUGGUAUUAAUCUGGAAGAUAUUUUGUAUAAAGAAAAUACUCUACUAUAUGAUGUCUUUUUGUGUAAUGAAAUAAAGAAAACAAAUAAAUAA